This is a messenger RNA of Alternaria incomplexa, 1428 nucleotides long. RefSeq lists its product as uncharacterized. Gene Ontology annotation, molecular function: proline dehydrogenase activity; FAD binding. The coding region runs from base 1 to 1428 and encodes 475 amino acids. The record is from RefSeq and is a predicted model, not a curated record. The transcript has 2 exons. Gene Ontology annotation, cellular component: mitochondrion. NCBI's taxonomy places the organism in Eukaryota, Fungi, Ascomycota, Dothideomycetes, Pleosporales, Pleosporaceae.
AUGAUGAUCCGGAGACAGAACCUCCACCGCUUCCAGAGCCUCGCACUCGCACACACAUCCCGAACCCUUGCACAGACGCCGCGCUACGUCUCCCAGAGCGCACGACAGAAUGUGUCUAUCCCCGCCUCAUCACAAGUCUCGACCUCACAACUCCUGUCAACACAGCCAGAGUCGCAAAUAGCGCAGACAAAAGCAGUCCUCGGACGCCUACCAACAGAGACCGUCCUCCGAUCCUACCUCAUCACAGCCGUGUCAUCCCGGCCUCUGCUGCUCAAUGCUUGCUUCGGCAUCUUACGGCGCAUGCUAGACUCGAAGUCUUUCCUCCUGAGCAUCGAGCGAAACCCGGUGCUGUCCAACCUACUCAAGAAGACUUUCUAUGCGCAGUACUGCGUUGGCGAGAAGAAAGAUGAGGUCGUUAGGAACACCGAAUUUGCACGCACGCUUGGAUACGGCGGUAUCCUGUUUGAGUACGCGCUCGAGGUUCUAGGCGGAAAGGCACCGACUGCCGAAGAGACCAAGAUGGAGAUUGAGGUGUGGAGAAAGGGAAUGUUGCAGAGCGUUGAUAUGGCGAAGGAGGGUGACUUUGUUGGACUGAAAUGGUCCGGUCUCGGUCGCCAUGCCCUCAACCUCCUCCAGAAUCAGCAAGAUGCCACCCCUGAGAUGUGGGAUGCCAUCACGGCAGCUUGCGAUGCCGCCGCCGCAAAGGGUGUCAGCCUCCUCCCUGGUGCCGAAGAAGAGGCAACCAACCGUGGACUCGAGAAGUGGACACUAGCCCUGCAGGAGAAGUACAACAAGCCCGAGAACGGUCGCGCGGUACUCUACAUCACAUACCAGUGCUACCUGCGCGACAUCUCGAAGCGCCUUGCCGAGCACCUUGAGCGCGCCUCAAAGGGAGGCUACAUCGCUGGUGUCAAGCUUGUACGCGGCGCCUACCUCACAUCCGAGCCCAAGCAUCUCACCUUUGACACCAAAGCCGGCACCGACGCCAACUACGAUGCCCUCGCUGAUGCCGUAGUCCGCCAACAAUGGACUGACAAGGUCCCCGCCCCCACACCAGGCACUCCCUUCCCCAAGGUCAACAUUGUCCUCGCAACCCACAACCUCGCCUCAGUCCAAGCCGCCCAGAAGAUCCGCGCCCAACAAAUGCUCUCCACAUCCCCGGAGAACCUACCUCGUCUUACCUACGCCCAACUCCAGGGUAUGGCCGACGAGAUCUCACAGGCUCUAGUCCAAGACGAGACCAUGAAGGCAGACACCCAGGCGAAGGUCGUCAAGUGCAUGACUUGGGGUACCACAACCGAAUGUCUCAACUUCCUGCUCAGGAGGGCAAGUGAGAACAAGGAGGCUGCGCUCCGUACUGAGGAUACCCGAAAGGCCAUGGGCAAGGAGCUCUGGAGACGCUUGAGGGGUAUUUUCGGCCUUGCCUAG